AAUCAAGGAGGUGAUCAGUUUUCUGAGGGUGCUGUGACCUAGAGGCAGGUCUGAUUACAUCAUUUGUUUUGGGAUGAGGCUGAGGAGCUUUAUAAAAAGGAGACAUAAAAGGAGGGAGAGAGACAAGGAAAAGAAGGGCAUUAAGUCACUAGCAGAAACUCUUUAUAUGUGCUUUCUGCAGUUUACCAGAUAUUUACAAGGGAGUCUUUUCAGAGUACAGAGAAAUCUGUGAACUGCUGGAAUAUUAUAAGUCUUUCCUUGAGAUGUCAGCCAAGAGCUUCAAUAGAGUCAUACUCGCUAUGGUGCUUAUUUUCUUCCUGAAGAUACAACUCUCAGUACCAGCGCCGUUGAAUGGGUCAAAAUGGUCUUAUAUUGGUCCUGAUGGAGAGAAGGCCUGGCCGAAGAAAUAUCCAUUCUGUGGGGGAGUAUUUCAAUCACCAAUAGAUUUUCACAGAGAGAUUCUUCAGUAUGAUUCUAAUCUCUCACCUUUAGAAUUCAUAGGCUAUAAUGUGCCCUCCACUGACCAAUUUACACUGACCAAUAAUGGUCAUUCAGUGAAAAUGUAUCUGUCACCUACUAUGCACAUCAGAAACCUCCCUUUUGAAUACACUGCAUCUCAACUUCACCUACACUGGGGAAACAGAAACAAGUCAGAAGGCUCAGAGCACACAGUCAGUGGGAAGCAUUUUGCAGCAGAGCUGCAUAUUGUACAUUAUAACUCUGAGAAAUAUCCAGAUGUAACAGCAGCAAUGGACAAAGCAGAUGGCCUGGCAGUUUUGGCCAUCCUUCUUGAGAUUGGACCCUUCAACCCAUCAUAUGAAAAGAUCUUCAGGCACUUCCAGAAUGUGAAAUACAAAGAUCAGAUGGUCCAAGUCCCUGGUUUCAAUAUUCAAGAACUGCUUCCUGACAGACCAUACGAGUACUAUCGCUAUGAAGGAUCCCUGACAACUCCUCCUUGCUACCCUAGCGUUCUCUGGACAGUCUUCCGACACCCUGUUAAAAUUUCACAAGAGCAGUUGCUGGCACUGGAAACAGCCAUGUACUGCACAGAGAGUGAUGACCCAGAACCCCUGGAAAUGGUCAAUAACUUCCGCAACGUUCAGGAGUUCCGUGAAAGACUAGUUUUUAUUUCUUUCCAUGAAGGUGUUGUUUCUGUUGUGAUAGCCUGCAUUCUGGGAGUUCUCAUCAUUCUCGCGGUAGCCUGUUGGCUAUUCAAGAGGAAAAGUUGCAAAAAGGGAGGAGAAGACAACAGAGGAGUCAUCUACACACAAGGAACGCAGAAAGAGGAAGAAGAUAUCUCCAAACUAUGAUGCUCUGCUCUGUCACAAAUGUCUCUUUUCAUUCAUAGCACUGACUUACUUUGCAUUGGUGGAACAUGUCUCUCACUCUUGGCUAAUGAUUAGCUUCAAGAGUGUUCUCAAAAUGUACCAGCCAAAACUUUUCUGUAGCUCUUUUUCUCUUGUUUUGCAGGGAGAUACGAUCAGUGAAUGUUCCUGAGAGCUAAAUUCCUCACCACAUUCUUUUCAUGUUGGCUGCUUAGUGAGUCUGGGUCUUUUAAUUGAUUUAACAGUUAAUCCUGAACUCCAGUUUUAUGGUUUGUUUAGCACAGAUUUUCCCACAGGUAUUCCCACAUGAAGACAUUCAUCAAGGUAUAAGCACUCUUCCCUGCUAAAUCAAUGUAUUAGUCUUAGGGUAAUCCAGGAACAGCAUCAUGAAUGUUAACAAGAUAAAGGGUAAUACAUAUUUGAGAUCAGGAUUUGAAUGAGGCUGACUGCAAAUUAUGCUAGUACAUUCACCAGUGACUCAAACAGUCAGAAACAUUACACAAAAAGACAAAUGUAAAUGCAAUGGGAUUCACAUGGAUUAUUAAUGGGGUUCAGACCCAAGUACCCAGUACUAAAAAUCACUACUACUUGAAGAACAGCUUGCGUUCCAGUUAUUAUACAACCUCACAAAUCUGCCACAAAGGCAUCCUGUCUUACUAUCCUAAUCUUAUUUAUAGUGUGUAUGAAUAAUGGGGGGGAAUAAUGUAGUUGCUGCUGCUUUUAAGCACACUACUUCCUAUCUGAUCAUGAAAUCUUGAUUGAUUUUAGAGCAUAUAUUACAAAUGCAAUUAUGCAGUCGACAGUUUUGCUGAUUUAGCUCUCUGAAUCUAUUAAUUUAAGAAGGUAAUUAAAAAUAUUUUUUCAAAUUUCAUAAGCUAGAUGCUUUUGAGUCUCAUUUAGCAUUUUUUAAAGUGAGAAGCAUGCUUCCAUUUAAGAUGAUGUGAAAUUUUACUGACUUUAGAAAGAAUAGGGUUUAGCCAGUCUAGCACCAGAUGUAUACAGAAUUCCUCUUGAAUUCGACACGUGAAGUGAAGGGUCUGAAAUGCUUGUACUUUAGGAGACAGGCAGGAAAUGAUUCAGCACAGGGACAUGCCUAAAAUAAUUCCAGGUCUGAAUGCUGUUAAACACUAAUUACUGGGGAAAUGCCAAACUGAAUUUUACACUUAGAUCCAUUCUACAUUCGUAUUUAUGUGUUUGCUCAGUAGCACCACCGUCACAUUUGUGAUUUUAAAUAAAUUAAUAAAUAGUUAUUGACACAUGUUUUCUCCUUUAAAGAUAGUAGAGGGAUGUUUAUGUUUUGGACUCUUUCCACCCCAAAGAAAGUUUAAUGACAAAAGCAGGCUGCUCAGUGAAAGGAGAAAUAAUGUAUUAAUUCUUACUCUGCAGGAAAUUUAGGAGCAUACUUUCACAACUAAGUAUAUUGCAUUUGUCAGCAUUUUCACCUCACACAAAUAAGCACAUAGAGAUCAUCUUGUUGAAAUGUCUAUAAAUACUUCAAAAGUAGCAUUCGUCUGUGAAGGGGAGUAUUACUUACUCUCUACAUACAGGUUUCUAAAGACAAGAACGGAUAAUAUUUUAAGAUGUUUCUUCAGUUUCUCUUAUUUCAUUUUUAAUCUUCAUCUCAGCUAAUUACAAAUGUUGAUCAAUCACUGUCUUUUGCAUGCAACAUCCUUGGCAUCUGUUAAGAAAAACAACAACAACAACAACAAACAUAAAAACAUCAGCCAAGCUAUAUAUGCUGACUGUGAGAAAAACUCUCACAUUACCAGCACAGAAAACAUGUUACACAUUAGGCAAAAAUUGUGUCCUUUAGAACUAUUUCUUUAGAAAGAACAAACCAAAGAGAGACUAUCACAAAUCAUGUUGCUGCUACUCCUACUUGCAAGGUUCUCUAAUUCAUCGAGUCUUCCUAAGAAAUCCAUGCUGCUUUGAAAACACAAGUAAAUUUGAAUUUGUGGAUAUGAAGUAACAUUUUAUUACCAGUUUACACUGCCAGUGGUUCCUGAGCUGAAGCAGUCUCUAACUGCGCUGUCUGGUCUUGUUAGCUGCUAUCAUUUAACAAACCUAUUAAAGUAUCAUCUUUUAAA
Messenger RNA from Oxyura jamaicensis (ruddy duck), 3412 nucleotides. RefSeq names its product carbonic anhydrase 12 (gene CA12). Lineage: Eukaryota; Metazoa; Chordata; Aves; Anseriformes; Anatidae. Gene Ontology annotation, molecular function: zinc ion binding; carbonate dehydratase activity. Gene Ontology annotation, cellular component: plasma membrane. The record is from RefSeq and is a predicted model, not a curated record. The coding region runs from base 264 to 1310 and encodes 348 amino acids. The transcript has 10 exons.